Messenger RNA from Chlamydomonas reinhardtii, 2222 nucleotides. RefSeq lists its product as uncharacterized. The transcript has 9 exons. NCBI's taxonomy places the organism in Eukaryota, Viridiplantae, Chlorophyta, Chlorophyceae, Chlamydomonadales, Chlamydomonadaceae. The record is from RefSeq and is a predicted model, not a curated record. The coding region runs from base 316 to 1695 and encodes 459 amino acids. Gene Ontology annotation, molecular function: calcium ion binding.
AUCAUUACUGAUAUCUGAAGCUAGUAUACUUGGUCUAGAUAGCUUUUGAGACCUUGGGACAGCGCCAUCAACUCACAUUGUUCGGCGCACAGACUGUUCACACAGUAUUAUCUGUUUUGCCUAUGGCUAUCAUAACCAUACAUAUCAUUGAAUAAGCUUACUGACCUCCUAGGGUGCUUUGGCGAAGUGCCCUGCAGCCCAGCUUUUAUAGACAGAAGGCAGCCGCUACCUGGCUGCGAGCAAGCAUACAGAUAUGCCUUAACUGGAAACAAAACGUCUGUACACCCGAAAGGCUCGUUCAGCGGCGUAUAAGCAAUGGCUCUCCUCGCCUCCAAGAAGCUUGAUGGCUCAGCCCCGGUGCUCCCAUACAUCUCACCUCUACAAGACCGGAAGAAUGUUGAAGCGACGACAUAUGAUGCAGCGGCAGAGGGCCUUACGAAAGCUGGAUACACUGUGGGCUGGAAUGAAGGGACACUGCAGGUCGGCGGUUCGCUGGCCCAGUCCGGAAUGGCAACGCCAACAGGUUACGACUCUAGCGGCAGGUCGAGCUACAGGCCGCGAACCUCAGGCUUCCUGUCCUUCAACCGAAGCAAGGAGGCGUCCUUACGGCCACGCACAUCUGCAUCCACCUCAGCAAAUCUAGCAGGCGUCCCCCUGUCACAGCCUUCCACGCCCACACACCGAACUCCGCGCGAGCGCUUCUCGCGCCUCGCGGCAUCUUUAGACAGCCCCAGCUUAUCGGCUCUCAUGGCGAACAUGGGUGCCCAGUCGCCGUCAGGCGCUGCGGCUUCAGGGCCAGGAGGAACAGGGCAGUUUGCCACGGGCGACGCGGAAGCAAACUUGCACCGCAGCAGCCAGUCGGCGACGCUGCCGCCGCCCGGCCGCGCCGGCUCCACGGCAAACGCGCAGCUGCCCAGCUCUUCGCAGGUGGCGGCGCAUAUGCGGGUGAAGAUCCCGUUCUCCAACCUGCGCGACAGCGAGCGGCCGGGCACGGGCAUGGCGCGGACCGCCAGCGGCACGGUCGUCCAGGUGCCGCUGGGUGUGCCGUCGCCGUCCUCGCCGCAGGCUCAGGCGCAGGCCUUCAAGGCCUCGCGCGGGCAGACGCUGAUGGUGUUCAAUGAGAUGGACAGCGAUAAGAACGGCAAGGUCACGCGGAGCGAGCUGGAGGCUGCUGCUCUGUCGUUGGGCUUUUCGCUGGAGCAGGCGCACCGGCUGUGGGACCGCCUGGACAAGCGCAAGCGGGGCUUCCUGGAGGCUGGCGACUGGGGGUCCAAGGACGCCAUCAGCUACAUCCAGCUCUUCUCCACGCGGUACAUGCAGAAGUACAUGGGCGUUCCGGACAUAUGCGCCACGCUGGAGCAGGUCCGCAAGUACAACCGCGCGCAGGAGCUGCUGGAGGUGCAGUCGCUGACGGCCGCCAUCAACAAGGCGCGCGCUAACGCCAUCUCUCGCGGCAUGCAGCUGGCGGGCGCCACCGGCAACCCCAUCUACGACACGUUCCAGUUCAUGGACGUUGACAACAGCGGUGCGCUGUCCAAGGAGGAGAUCCGUGACGCCUUCUUUGCGCUGGGCGUGUUCCUGCCCGACUCGGUGGUGGCGCAGAUCAUGUCGACCUUCGACAAGGACGGGAGCGGGCUGGUACAGUACCACGAGUUCCAGCGCACGAUGUUCCCUGGAGCAAACGGUCGCUCGUGAGGAGCUGGAGUGCUGGAGCAGCAUCAGUUUGCCUGUGCGUCCCUAAUUGGCCGUGUGAACAUUGUUACCUCGGAUUCAUUACAAUGAGCAGUACUUUGAUAGGCGUUUACUGGGCAUGUAUUGGGUACUCAUGCUGGCUGGCGGUGAAGGUAGUGCCUGGGUGGUGGUUCAUGCUGGGCGGCCCUGGGCUGGUGGACACUUAAGGUGGUAGCCGUGAAUCGAUAGCCGGCGUUACGCGGCAGCAGCCGCGCAAGUGCGCCGCGCACCACCUGUAUGGAUGGGUGAAGCGGAAGGUCGUGCUGAGGAAUGCGGAUGCGCGGGUGGAGGCGUGUCAUGGAGUGAAAUAAGUGUCGUUCAGUUAAGAAGUAUUCAGUGUAUGUGUAAGCAUGCAUUUGUUGGAGACUCAUCAACGGGGCCGGCGAGCCCUGGGGCGACGGACUCUUGGAUCCGGCCUUCGGAGCAGCAACUCGUUUCAUGCGAGUUGUGCACUGCCCGCUACCUCAGAGUGAUUUUUAUUAUAUUGAUUA